Cyclocybe aegerita is the source of this 951-nucleotide messenger RNA. The record is from the annotation of a GenBank genome assembly. NCBI's taxonomy places the organism in Eukaryota, Fungi, Basidiomycota, Agaricomycetes, Agaricales, Hemipholiotaceae.
AUGUCAAAUGACUCGCUCACCAUCCAUAUGUGCUACAUGACGCAAACCACCAAUGCUAUUUCUGGCCCAUUGCUAUUGGCCUCUGGGUGCUUGAUAUUCCCUUUGCAAGCACGCAUGCUGUACGAGCGGUACAGAUUUCAAUGUCACUCGGAGUCUGACGCUCUCCCAGCCAGACCCUCUGCUUCUCCCUAUGCAAUACUGGAGAUCCUUGGGUGCUACAACCAACUCAUUGACCGUGAUCAGGUCCACACCAGACACGACGUUUACAUCGCCUACACAGUACAAAACUUCAAGUUCGUAGAGUGUGCCUAUGCAGACAGAGGCCAGGUAUUCAUCCUUACGGAAUACGGCACUAUCAACACGAGAGGCCCCAUUGUCAUUGUCUAUGACCCUUUCGUCACCCUUGCAUUGUAUCGCACAGCUUGCUUGUCUGACAUGCGUGACGUGAUGGGUGUUGCAGUGAGGCUGGGCGCCAGGUUCAAUCUCGUACAUGCCAUCCCAAACAAUUCACCCCCGAUGACGACUUGCAGAAGAAAACACGUCUGCAUGCAAGGUCACAGAUACGCCUCCUACGUGCGUUGCCACAAUGUGUUCCUCCGCAAUGAGAGAGGGCACAUUGCUAUCAAAGCUGGCGGUCUCAUGGCACGUCUCGCAGUAGGAACAGUCAACCCCAAUAACAUCUACAACAGCGCAAUUGCAGGGGGCGAUCGCAAAAUUGCCAUGUUUGGCUGUUUACUAUACCUGCCCAUGUUCAAGGAAGCUGUCCUCAUGGUGGCUGACACCCGACAUUUGGGCGGGUUAUGGCAGGAUCAACUCGAACAAAAUGCAGUUGACCGGGCGCCGACAAAGACAGAGUGGAGGGAGCGCCUGUGCCCUGUUUUGGCUGCCUCUCGCCAUCUCAUGGAUGGGUGCUGCAAGCAUGCUUAUAGAUUCAUGACUGAGCGCAUGUAG